AUUCUCUCAUCUCUUCUUUACCACUAAUAUUAUUCUCCUACAUAUUUAUACUUCAACUCAGUUGCUCCAUUAUUGUCCUCCACAAUGAGCAGCAGGCCAGGAGAUUGGAACUGCAGGUCGUGCCAGCACAUGAACUUUCAGAGGAGAGAAUCAUGUCAGAGAUGCGGAGAAUCAAAGUAUGGAGAAUAUUACGGUGGAGGAGGGAGAUCAUCAUCAGGUUCAUCAUAUGGAUCUGAUGUUCGUCCUGGAGACUGGUACUGUGCUGCUAAUAAUUGUGGCACACAUAACUUUGCCAACCGCUCAAGCUGCUUCAAGUGUGGUGCUUUCAAAGAUGACUUGUUAUCUUCUUCUUUCAACACUGACUUUCUUCUACGCUCUAGACCUUUUCCUUCUGCUCCUACUUCCACCAGACCUUCAUGGAAAUCUGGUGAUUGGAUUUGCAAUAGGCUAGGGUGCAAUGAGCAUAACUUUGCGAGCAGAAUGGAAUGCUUCAAAUGCAGUGCCCCAAGGGAUACAUACUAGAGUUGAGAUCAUCCAAAUUUUGUAUUUCAUGGCUUUGUCUUCAGGGAUUGUAGCGAUUGGCCAUGGAAGAUGGACUGUUGUAAUACUAGAGAGUUAAGAUGGAAUAUUUCUUUAUUAAUUUCUUGGGGAUGCUCAAAACUGAUAGCAGGGGCCAAAGAGAAUGGAGCAGAGCAAAUAUUACAAAGAAGCCACGUACCCUUUGAUUAGCACUUAGUUAAAGAAACUAUGUCGGUGUUUUUUUCGUACCUGAACUAUGGCCAUGUUUUUGGUGUUUUAAUAUUACUUUUUCUUUGGUCUCUUGUACUGGAGUUCAACUAAUUAUUGUACUUGCGUGGUUUAAGCGAAGAUCAAUUUCUUUCUUUUCUCAUA
This is a messenger RNA of Neltuma alba, 891 nucleotides long. RefSeq lists its product as uncharacterized. Gene Ontology annotation, molecular function: mRNA binding. The coding region runs from base 85 to 522 and encodes 145 amino acids. The transcript is spliced from 4 exons. Lineage: Eukaryota; Viridiplantae; Streptophyta; Magnoliopsida; Fabales; Fabaceae. The record is from RefSeq and is a predicted model, not a curated record. Gene Ontology annotation, cellular component: cytoplasm.